This is a messenger RNA of Prorocentrum cordatum, 4419 nucleotides long. NCBI's taxonomy places the organism in Eukaryota, Dinophyceae, Prorocentrales, Prorocentraceae. The record is from the annotation of a GenBank genome assembly.
AUGGCAAGCAGCCCAACCUGGGAGGUCGUGUCGUCGGAGGUGCUGUCAGCGGCGGCGCUGGCGGCGCUGGCCCAGCGGCCCCACCACUCGCUCUCGGAGUCGACGGAGGAGUUGGUGCGCUGGCUGCAGCCCUGGGUCCUGCACCUGGCCUCCCUGGCGGGGCUGUGGGCCUCCCCGCCGCCGCCGGCGGCAUCGCCCCGGCCGCGGCUGCCGCGGGAGACGCACCCCGGGUUGACGGCGCGGCGCUGGCACCGCCACCAGCCAUCGGGCCCGGGGGAGUCCUCGCGCCCGUCGGCGCUGCGGCGGCCGCUGGCCUCGCAGUGGUGGAAAGCCGACGCCAAGGUCCAGAAUAACGACGGCGGUGUCGAGAACCAUCUCAUGUGUUACCAGAUGCUCGAGAGUAUGGCGGCUUUCGACCAGCUGAAUUUGCCCGACAUCGCAGGUGCCGAGAUCAUGUCCCGCGCCAUCCAGCUCUCCGAGGAGAGGUGUCGACUACCGUUGCUGAACGUCUGCUGGUCUGCCCGCUGGCACCCUGCUGUGCUCGCGACCGAUGCCUCAACUUUCGGUCUAGGCGCGUGCACCCGGCAGGCCAACCCACACGACGUCGGGGCAAUCGGCAGGAUCUCGGAAAAAUGGCGAUUCAAGGUCGAACAGUGCAUUGACGCCCGUAACCACGCUCUCCUCGACCCUCCCCGCGCUUCUCCCGCCCAUGCCGACCGACCCCUCUCGACCUCCCACGACGGCAGCGACGGUUCUGUUGGUGGCGGCGGUUACCAUCUACCUCUUACCGACUGCCUCGACGGCGACGGCGACGACCACCCGAACUCCCUGCCGACUUGUGGGCUGGAUGGCUCGGCGGGCAAUCGCAGCACCCACGACGGCGACCGCGUCGGCGUUGGUCAGGGUGCCGAUUCCGGCGUCCACGACAGGUCCACCGCCAGGCUCCAGACGACCUUCGACUUCUGCCAACUCCCGCUCCAGCAUCAGAUGCCGAGGGCCCACCGCCGCGAGGCGACGUCCCGCCAGCAGCGGGUGAACGGCGAAGCCGGCAGGCUGAAGAGGGGGAGAUCCAUCCGAGCGCGAGCUGCCGCCACCAUGGUCGCAUCAGCCACCGCGUUCCCGUGGGUGAGUGUUUUGGAGAAGAUCGCUGUGGGACCAGGCGCCGUUGCGCUGUAUUCGAGGACGCUUCGACAGUUCCUGGUCCACUGCCAGGCACUGCAGCUGACUUGGGGCAGCAUGGCGGAGCUGGACAUCAUCGUUGUGGACUACCUCAAUGCCACGUGCACAGAGGGCCACGGAGCCGACGAGGCCAGCCGUUUGAUAGCAGCUCUGGGGUAUGUAUCUCCAGAAUUAUACAAGAAGACCCGGGCUUCCCUGCCGAGAGCGACCGGAUGUGCUGUCAGCUGGAACCGACGCACCCCUGCCCAGUCUCGACUGCCACUGCCUCGUCUGGCAGCCUUGGCGAUCGCGGGCGGGAUGAUUAUGCUCGGAAUCCCUCGGAUGGCCAUCGUGGUGGCAGUCUCCCACGCGCGUUACCUCCGCCCCAUCGAGGCAAUGGCCCUGGUCGGCAAGAGCAUCGUCGCAGCGGUGCCGGCCGCCGGCUCGGGGUACACCAUGAUGGGCUUGGUCUUGCACGAGACGUCUCUCGGCGCCCCCGGGAAGACAGGGGCCUUCGACGAAGCCGUCGCCAUAGACGACCGCUGGUUGUGGGAGCCCCUCCUGGGCUUGAAGGCCUCCAGCCGUCCAGACAGCGCGCAGUGGAACUUCGACGGCGAGCUGUGCCGCGAGGUGUUCUCGGCUGUCGCCGAAGGCCUUGGCUUGGGGCCAUUCGAUCCGCACCCGUAUCAACCUCGACUUGGAGGCGCGUCAGAGGAUCUAGCCACCCAGCGUCGGACUCCCGAACAAGUCAUUCGUCGAGGGCGGUGGGCGACAGCCGCAUCCCUCAAGAGAUAUGGGAUGGAGACCAAGUUGCUGCGGGUGAUCAACCAGAUCUCUCCGUCCGUCUUCAGCUUCGAAAGCGAGGUGCUCCACCACUUCAGCCAGGGCUUGCGGACGGGCGUCGGACCUCGGCGAGGUCAACUGCCCGUGCCGGUGCUGCUGGGGUCAGGUGUGCGCCGGGAGGUUUCAAAGUUCACCGAGAGGGACGCGCAGAGCGCCGAGCGCGCGGCGGUGGCGGCCGAGCGUGCGGCGGAGGUGGCCUUCAUGCGCGAGCGCGGCGAGGGCCCGGCGCUGCGCCCCGCGCGGCCGCGCGGCCGGUGGCGCCUCCGAGGGAGCGCCGCGGCCGCUGGCUCCGGCGGGGAGGGCGCUGCCUUCGUGCCGAGCUCCACGAUCGCUGCCCGGAGCAACCCUUCGGCGGCCCGCAGCAUGCGCACUCCCGACCGGGAGUGGCACGCCGCGAGCCCGCUGGCAGCAUGCGCCGCCAAGAGAGCGCCGCGGGCCGCCUCGGCGGCAGCGCGGGCUCCGGUGGAGUCUCUGAGCGUGCCAGCCUUUGGUAGCACGCCGUCCUUCGCCUCGUUGCAUCUAGGCUUGGCGAGCGUGGUGGAGGAGGCCGACGCCGCGUGGCGGGGCGCCGCGCGCGCGGCGCGAGAGGCCGCCGCGCGGCGCGAGCUCGGCGAGGCCGCAGCGCCCGCGGCGCCGCUCGGCGCCCGCGCGGCCGCCCCGCGUGGCCCGCGGCGCGGCCGCCUCUCGGGGGCCGCGGGCACCGGGGCCGCCACGGGGCCGCACACGCGGGCCGAGCCGGAGGGGAGAGCGGGCGGCGCGGCUGGAGGGGCCACGGGCCUCUUCAGCCCGAAAGUCGACACCGACCACGAGCGGCUGCGCUAUCGGGGUUGGGAGGCCGGCGCCAACUUUGGAGGCGAUCGGCAGGAGGCGGGGCCAGAGCUGGAGCUCAAGGUGUUGGAGGCCCAGAAGGAGGCGGACCCGCAGCUCUUGCUCGAGGAGCUCUGCGGCGGUAUAACCUCUAUGUACAACCUGAAGGGCCACGGAGCCGAGGGCCGCAGGAUGCACCUGGUUGCCGAGGUGAUACUUGUGCGCCCCUGGCCCCAGCCCGGCCUAGCGGAGGGGGCGCGGCCGGCCUCGCGCAUGCGCCGCCUGGCGCUGUGGAGUGCGCUCCCCGCGGCGACGGGCGCGGGCCCGUCCGAGGGCUGGCCCGCGGUGGACCUCGAGGUGAGCUUCGGCGCGCGGACCAAAGAGGUCCACCACGCGCCCGUGUCGCCGCCGCCCCGCGCUGACCGCAGGUGGGACCCCGCCCCCGCGAGCCGGGCUAGCGCCGCCGCGGGCGGUGCCAGCGGCGUGGCGUCUGGCCUGUCCAAGCCGCAGCUGGCCAUCUUCUGCCACUUGAAACAGGCGGCCGGCGACCGCUUCCAGACGGACCCGCCGCUGCCGCUGGCCAAGACCUGCGCGGUGGUGAGCCACUCGGGCGGCCUUCUGUUCCACGAGUUGGGGAGGGAUAUCGACGGCCACGAGCGUGUGAUCCGCUUCAACGGCAACCGCGUCAAGGGGUUCGAGCGGCACGUGGGGAAUAGGACGGAUGUCCGAUUCGGCAUCUUCCCUGGGCUCGAGGACACUGAGGUCGGCGACGUCAUCGUGCACAGCGUCUUGCAGCCAAUCUGCGGGCAGGAGGAUUGCCACCACAAGUAUGGCAGGCCCGUGCGGUCCAUCAACGGCCCGCCCGUCGACGCCGACCCCACGUUCGGUCGCAUCAUGAGGAAGCUCUACCCCAAUAGGGCGGGCCAGAGCCGUGACCCCAGCGCUCGAGCUCACCACGGGCUUCGACGGGACUCGAUGCUGCUUGCGCUCUCCAGCUGCGAGCGCGUGGACGCGUUCGAGAUGACGCCGUCGGACGUGGCGUCCAGGUGCGGCGGUUACGCGUACGACGACGAGGACGCCAUGUACCCGGGACAGGCCGACGUGAACUUCUGGCACGGCUACUUCAACGCCGAGCACGACCUCUGGGCCAGGCUCUCGGUGGAUGUCGGCCUCCGCCGGAAGCUUGGGAAGGUCGUGCUGCCUGGGUUCUCCGUGGUGCGCUGCGAGGGUGCGCUGCCCGCGCUGAGCUCCGUCGAGCGCGACCUGGUGGCGCCCGUCUGCGAGCGCGACCCGUCGCGGUGCCCCCCGCCGCGCAGGCUCGUCCGCGGCAGCGCCGGAGACCCCGGCGCGCCGCGCGCGGCGGCGUGGCUACUCCUCUUGAUCCUCCCCGUGCUGUCCCUGGGUGUGCUCCCGCCGCUGUGGCUGUGGCGUUUGCGGCCAGCGGCCGCGGGCAGCCCGAGGGUUGGAGCCGAUCUCGCCCCGAUGCUGGCUGCCCCGGUGUGCCAGCCGGGCUGAGCCACCAGCGGGCGGGGCGCGGGCGGCCUCGUGCUUGGUCGCGGAUACGGACAUGUUUUCACCCACGGUCCACCCCGCCCCCCCCUCACCUCGAAG